Messenger RNA from Myotis lucifugus (little brown bat), 713 nucleotides. Its product is annotated as ATP-dependent RNA helicase DDX18-like. The coding region runs from base 66 to 698 and encodes 210 amino acids. NCBI's taxonomy places the organism in Eukaryota, Metazoa, Chordata, Mammalia, Chiroptera, Vespertilionidae. The transcript has 3 exons. The record is from RefSeq and is a predicted model, not a curated record.
AAGUAACGUCACCCGGGAGCGCGCAGAAGCCGGGCUGCGGCGCCGCUGGGAAGCGUUUCGUCAACAUGGCUCACCUGCCGAUGAAGCUCCUGCGCAGGAAGAUCGAGAAGCGGAACCUCAAGUUGCGGCAGAGGAACCUAAAGCUGCAGGGGGCCUGGGAUGUGAGCCUGUCAGAAACUCAAGAUGAAGAUGUGCCUCAAGAAACCGUAGCAAGUGGAAAAAUUAAAAAAUCCCUGAAACAGUCCAUGAAUGUGGGCUUGUCCGAAGCCCCAAAUGGAGAUACAUGUAAAGAAACAGUGGGAGGUGGAAAAGUUAAAAAAUCCCUAAAGCCGUCUGUGAAUAAGGGCCUGACAGAAGCCCAAAAUGGAGAUGUAUCUAAAGAAACAGUGGAAAAUGUAAAAGUUAAAAAGUCCUCCAAGAAAUCUACCGUAUUAACCAACGGGGAAGCAGCAGUGCACUCUCCCAGUUCAGAAUCUAAGAAGAAGAAGAAAAAGAAAAAGAGAAAAAUGGUGGAUAAUGCUGGGCCUGAUACCAAAAAAGCAAAAACUGAAGACAAAGUGGAGCCAGAGGAAGGUGGCCAGGCCCCUGAAGAAACCGAAACCAGUGUGGGAAAGCCAGGCGAUGGGGAAGAGGAGAGCGAGGUGCCCAGCCUGCCCCUGGGACUGACAGGUAACCCGGCACGUUCCCCGGAUCUUUAAAAUGCGCGCCUCUCC